CUCUUCAUCUAUUCUCUCUCUUUCUCUUUAUUCCUUUCCUCUUACUCGAAACCUCUCUCCAAUCUCCUAGCCCUAACCCUAGAUUCCUCCUCGAUCUCCGCCUCCCAUGGCGCACAGGAUCCUCGAGGUCACCCUGAUCUCGGCGACGGACCUCAAGGACGUGAACCUCUUCUCGAAGAUGGAGGUCUACGCCGUCGUCUCCAUCUCCGGCGAUCCCCGGACGCGGCAGCGAACGCCGGCCGAUCGCUCCGGCGGCCGGAACCCUCGCUGGAACGCCACGCUCCGCUUCGCCGUCCCCGACCCCGUCGCCGGCGACCUCCGCUUCCUCCUCCGCACCGAGCGCGCCCUCGGCGACCGCGACGUCGGCGAGGUCCGCGUCCCCCUCAAGGAGCUCCUCGGCGGCGACGGCGGCGGCGACGCCCCACGAUCCCCCCGAGUCGUCUCGUACCACGUUCGCAAGAUCGGAUCGGGGAAGCCGAGGGGCCUCCUCAACCUCUCCUACAAGCUCGCCGAUCGAAUCGCCGCUCCGGCCGCCGCCGACGAGCCCGUCAUGGCGUACCCCGGGGCAUGCCGCCGCCGCCGCCGCCCAUGCCGCGCCGCCUCGGCCGCNUACUCGGAGCGGCCGUCGUACGGAUACGGCGCGCCGCUGUAUCCGCCGCCGGGGUCGUACGGAUACCCAUCGGCGGCGCCGUACGGAUACCCGCCGCCGGGGUAUGGGGCGGCUCCGCAGCGGCCGAGGCGGAACAAUUUGGGGAUGGGGCUCGGGGCGGGGCUCCUCGGCGGGGCCCUCGGGGGGCUCCUAAUCGGCGACAUGUUCUCCGAUGGCGCAGCGUAUGACGCCGGUUACGAUGCCGGGAUCGGCGAUGGCGGCGGCUUCGACGGCGGGUUCGGCGAUGGAUUCGACGGUGGAUUCGGCUUCUAGUCGUGUUAAGGUUAGUUCGUUGCCUCUCUCUAUAUAUCUUCUAUUUGUUCCUGACUACAUAUAUUUAUAUGCUUGUUAUCUUACUGAAGUUGUGUAUAUGUGCAGAUGAUGCUUAAGUUCUAACGAAUAAUAUCACUCAAAUUUUCUAUAUUUCUUGGCUGAUGAUAUUAGUAAGAUUACUUUUAUGAAAUUAGAUUAAUUAAUUUUGUAUAAGUACUUAAUUGUGGUCGCAUUCUAAGUUUUCUGCAGUAAUAGUAAAAUUUUGUACGUAAUUAUUGUAAAUUUUUAUUUUUGUUGCUCUUCAGCAUUAAAAUUUAUGCAGUGGAGGAAUCUAGAAGAUGGAGGAUCUUUUUUAUUAGUUAAGGGUCCCCGUUUGAUUCAAUGUAAACUGUGAGAAAUAGUUUUUCGUGUAAAUUUUCGGUGAAAUUUUUUUUUAACGUUUUA
Ananas comosus (pineapple) is the source of this 1366-nucleotide messenger RNA. Its product is annotated as protein SRC2-like. Bases 107 to 922 code for a protein of 271 amino acids. NCBI's taxonomy places the organism in Eukaryota, Viridiplantae, Streptophyta, Magnoliopsida, Poales, Bromeliaceae. The record is from RefSeq and is a predicted model, not a curated record. Gene Ontology annotation, biological process: defense response. The transcript has 2 exons.